Phalaenopsis equestris is the source of this 1166-nucleotide messenger RNA. Its product is annotated as cyclin-C1-1-like. NCBI's taxonomy places the organism in Eukaryota, Viridiplantae, Streptophyta, Magnoliopsida, Asparagales, Orchidaceae. Gene Ontology annotation, molecular function: cyclin-dependent protein serine/threonine kinase regulator activity. Gene Ontology annotation, cellular component: nucleus; mediator complex. The transcript has 9 exons. The record is from RefSeq and is a predicted model, not a curated record. Bases 80 to 871 code for a protein of 263 amino acids. Gene Ontology annotation, biological process: positive regulation of transcription by RNA polymerase II.
UUUCUGCCACUUUCCAUCUCUAUUUGGCAAAUUCGAUUUGUCCUUUCGCCUGACGAUUCGCUCUGCGGAGCCAAACGCAAUGGCGGCGAACUUCUGGACCUCUUCUCAUCACAAGCAGCUUGUUGAGCAGGACAAGAUCGACGUGGUGCACCCGAUCGACAAGGAAAGGGGUCUUACUCUGGAGGAGUUCAAGCUUAUCAAGAUCCAUAUGACGAACCAUAUAUGGAGACUUGCUCAACAAGUGAAAGUGAGGCAAAGGGUUAUAGCCACAGCAGUUACUUAUUUUAGACGUGUAUAUACAAGAAAAAGCUUGACUGAGUAUGAUCCUCGGUUUGUUGCUCCAACUUGCUUGUACUUGGCAUCAAAAGCAGAGGAAAGCACUGUGCAGGCUCGAAUGCUAGUUUUUUACAUUAAAAAAAUGUGUACUGAUGAGAAGUACCGUUGUGAAAUCAAAGAUAUUCUUGAGAUGGAAAUGAAAUUGCUCGAAGCCCUUGACUAUUAUUUGGUUGUUUUUCAUCCUUAUCGUCCAUUACUUCAGUUUUUACAGGAUGCUGGUAUGACAGAUCUCACUAAUAUCGCUUGGGGCCUUGUGAACGAUACUUACAAGAUGGACCUCAUCCUCAUCCAUCCGCCAUAUAUGAUUGCACUUGCCUGCAUGUACAUUGCGAGCGUGCUUAAAGAUAAAGAAACUACUGCAUGGUUUGAGGAGCUACGUGUUGACAUGAAUGUUGUCAAGAACAUUGCAAUAGAGAUUUUGGACUUCUACGAUUUCUACAGGGUUGAGGCCUUCAAAGGCAUGGCUGAAUCCUUCAAAGGAAUCUCAGAUGAGAAGAUUAAUGCCGCUUUGCAGAAGUUGACUCCCAAGCCAUGAUCCUUCUCGUCUGUCGAAUUCCUCGUACAAAAUGCAUUCUCAGUUGGCCCAAUUUGCACCAGGGGUAUCAUUACAUGCUAAUAAAUCAACGGGUAAGGCUCUGCGAUGACGCCUAAUCCUUGUAACAGAUUGAAAGCUUAUUUCUUGAUGAGAUGAAGUGGUGGAUCAAUGAUCGGUCAGGAAAUUCGAUAUUGUGAUUAAGACUUUAAUAUGGUUAUGGUCGAUGAAUUUUAGAUGAUAGGUGGAGUAUGUGUAUGGAUUUCAGGAACCUAAAUUAACACGGUCGUUUUUGGCA